CUGAGAGCCAACAGGAGCAAAGCGCUGUAACGUGAGGAGGCCAGCUUUAGAGAUACGCCCCAGACAAGCAGUGUAAAUGAUAUUGGACUGGCCUCCUUUCCUGCCAAACUGCAACCACCUCAUGCCGACGAUGAAAAUAUGGCAGCUGGAAGAGCAAAGUCUGUCCGUCGUGUUGGGAGUCUAAUGCGGAGUAAGUCUGAGGGGACGUUGAUUGACUUGGACGUCAAUGUUUCAGCCAGUGACAACUUGAACGGUGGGUAUGUGACACGAAUAACCCAGAACUCCGAGUGGCCACUUUUACAGCCAGAAGUCGCGCUUUCAUCUCAAUCAAAAAACCCCUUUUGGAACAAACUGUCCGGAUCAAAUCCUUUCCUGGAUGACAUUGUACACGGCAGCACAGACAAGCACAUUUCCAACACAUCAGACGUAAAACAAGACAACGAAAAGCAUUUAGACACGAAUAACGAUGACGCCGUCAGCACAUCUUCUGAUGAAGGCGACUUGGGAGACUUUUUGGAAAAGAAGCACAAAGCCAGCAACAGAUCUGGGAGAUGGAGAAGUGCCUCAGAUAUUCUGGAUGAUCUGGAGAGAAAAGUGCCAAAACGGGCAAACAGCUUCCGGCCGCCCGAGCCGGUGCUGAACCCAGAUUUUGAGUGGCUAAAGAAUGACCGAGAGGCCUAUAAGAUGGCCUGGCUGAGCCACAGGCAGCUAACCCGCUCGUGUCUGGACUUAAAUCUGAUGAGCCAGAGUCCAGGGUGGGCUCAGACCCAGGCCACUGGCUUUCAGGUCAUCAGCAAGAUCGGCCACGCUGGAGGCUCGGUACGUUUACCAGACUCAGAAAUUAGCAUCCAUAUCCCGGAAGGCCAUGUUCCUCCUGGGGAUGUCCAGGAAGUUACACUGAAAGCAAUGCUAGACCCUCCUCCUGGACUCAAUAACAACUAUAUGACAACCAUGAGUCCACUUCUAGAGGUGGUCCUCAGCAACAUCAACACAAAGAAGUGUAUCUCUCUGGACAUUAAACUGUCUGGAGAUGUGAAGAGUGAUCCAAUAAGUCAGGUGAUGACUAGUGUGGUCGCGAUGGUGUCCAACAAGAGAGAGGGACCUUAUCUUAAAGUGAACAACUGUUACAUUCACAAGAACAUGAUGCAGAUAACGCUCCAGGACCUGAAGACACAUUUUUACGUGGUUGCAGUCGCAGAGGCCUCUGCAGUCCAGUCCCCGGCCACAUCAGUGUGGGAUUAUCUUGACCGUCAAGUCACGGUAGCAGUUUAUGGCCCCAGGUACAUCCAUCCAUCAUUCAAGGUUGUAAUAGUGGUUUGCUGUCACGAGGACGUCCCCACGAAGCUUCCGUUUUCAGUCACCUGCAGAGGGAACAAGAACUUGCCUCCACUCGUGCUGCAGCUUUGGGGCAAACACGGUUUUAAACCAGACAAAGUGAACGACCUGCAUGUCGGGAUUGACCUCUCAGACUCUGUGUUUAAAAUCAAACCUGAGGAGAGACUGAAAGAAGUGAGACAAAGUCAGCUCAAAAUAGGGACUGUUUUGCAUCUGCCAGUUGCGUUAUCUUGUGCUAGUAAUACAGAAAUGACUCCGUUUAAAUUAGAUCUGCAAGUGAAGGAAGCCAACGCUGACACUGUUGCACAUUUCCAGGUGCUUUCCCCUCCCGCAGCACCCAUAAGAUCAGAGAAGCGAGUGCCAAGGCCGAUAGAGAAGCGGAUUGAAAUGGCAAGAACCUCACCUAUUCCUGAGGAAAGUGUUCCGGAUUUCCCCAAAUUCACUGACAGACCUGUGCCUCUAGACUGGUAUGGUGUCGCCCUAAAGUCAGUUCUCCGUCAGCCACGUGUUGACUACCUCCUGGAGUAUUUCAAGGGGGACACUGUGGCUCUCCUAUCCAGAGAGACUGUUAGGUCGGUGGGUAACUCAAAAGUAAAGGAGUGGUAUAUCGGGUUCCUCCGUGGCAGGACUGGUUUGAUUCACUGCAAAAACGUCAAGCUCAUAACCAGAGACCAAGUGAUCGACUUCACCGGCAUUCAGAUCACCACAGAGGUCCUCCUGGACAACAUGACUCUGCCCUUCAAGAAGCUUACUUACAUGUACUCGGCCAUCCAGACGCUGAUCACUGAGCACAUAACCAGCUGGAGAGCUUUUGCUGAUGCUUUAGGGUACAGCAACCUGUCGCUGGACUCCAUCACGCGGAGGUAUGCCGAAACUGAGGCCGAUAAAGUGGCCUGCGUGCUGGAAAAGCUGAAAGAAGACUGCCACGCCGAGAAGACCAGGAAGAAGUUCCUGCACGAGCUUCUGGUGGGUCUGUUAAAGAUGGACUCUGUGAAUCUUGUGGCCCAGCUGAUACAGAACACAGUCAUCCUGUCCACUGCCGUGGAGCUGGGAAUCCGAUGGCGGGAGCUCGCUGAGAAGGCCGGAAAACUCUCCAGCACUCACAUAGCGGGCUAUGAGGCACCGCACCGAGGGAAGGGCGGAGAAGUCAGUCCCCAGUCCAUGUGGAAGCCUGCUUAUGACUUCCUGUACUCCUGGAGUCUGCGUUACAGAGACAGCUACAGGGACAUGAUCCAGGAUCUGCACCUGGUCCUGGACAAAAUGAAAAACCCCGCCACCAAACAGUGGAGGCUGCUGACCGGUGCCCUCAUCACAGUGAACUGCCUCGACAUCUUUCGAGCCUCCGCAUACCCAAAGUCCUAAACUUUAUGCAAACGCACUCGUGACCACAGCGACCUCCACGCACCUGGGAAAAGCGGAGGCAGGGAGGUUUUGUUAUCCUGCAACAAGGUUUUGAUGUUUUUGUUGUUACUCGCCUCCUUUUUUUUGCUGUAUACUUUAGCUUGCUUUGAUUUCAUGCGCAUUUUUACACAAGAAAUUAGAAGCAACUUUUCUGAAACUCAGUCAGGUACUUGCACUAUAUGUUUAGAUCCCACUUGGUGAGUGUAAAAUAUGUUCUCACAAGUUUUGAGCUGUGAAGGAAUGUCACUCGAUGUUGCAAACAGAAGAAAAGGACGUUUAGUUUGUCACUUUUCCUCUAGUGUGUCUGUGCAAAUGUGAUGAAGCCUUAAAGUAAGUUUUUGUGAAAUGUUCAUGAGGUCAGUAGUUCAGCCAUCUUUGGUAUCAGUAAUCUCAACUUGUGUAUCCCCUUGGCUUUUAAUAGUAGGCUGCUACUAGAUAGAAAUCUGCAUUACUGAACAAGCAGGUUUCUACGUUGUUAUUUAUGAAUGUAUAUGAUUAGAUUUCUUAUACUACUUUACUUAAAUCACUGACUGUAUUCAGUUUGAUUUUUAUUGGGAUCAAUGUGAUCAGUGGGACUUUAAGCUUUUCCUAUUUAAUGAUAUUCAACCGAGUAGUUGAAUGAACAGUCUGAAAACUAAGAAUGUGAACACUGUUGCUGACUAACAGUCUGAGGGCCUGCAGUGCGCUGAGCUGUGCUGAAAGUUGAGAAUGUUCUACCAAAGUGAAAUUUUCCUGAUGCCAGCGAACAAGCCUUAAAGAUGCCACUGUACAUGUGCCAUAAACUAUCGCUGUCUUAAAUAUUACUGUGCUAUUUUUAUAAUGUAAUGUAAAUGUAUUAGAUGUGUACAAAGCAGAUGUUGAUGUUUGUAUGAUCAGAUUGCCAAAUGGAAACCUUGUAUCUUAGAGUGGUGCCAUACACAGUAAGCAGUGCCUUCAUUCACUGAAAUGUGAGACAACCAUUGCUAUCCUUGAUCCUGAAAUAGAGUUGUGUUGCAUUAGAUGUGAAUAAAAGUUACUGCAGAAAACUCU
Chelmon rostratus (copperband butterflyfish) is the source of this 3765-nucleotide messenger RNA. It is a transcript of the gene macc1, whose product is annotated as MET transcriptional regulator MACC1. The record is from RefSeq and is a predicted model, not a curated record. Bases 139 to 2697 code for a protein of 852 amino acids. Lineage: Eukaryota; Metazoa; Chordata; Actinopteri; Chaetodontiformes; Chaetodontidae. Gene Ontology annotation, cellular component: cytoplasm. The transcript is spliced from 5 exons. Gene Ontology annotation, molecular function: protein binding.